CUAGAUAGCCUCCUUCUCAUGAACUCAUCUCCACAGUCGAGCCCAGGUGAAACAAUGGAUCGUACUCAACAGCAGGUUCAAAGGAGCGAGCUUCCAGAAGUUAUUCAAAAUGCUAAAAAACGGGUUGCUGAAAAAUAUAGGCCAAUGCAUCGAACUCUCCGUCUUGACAUCACAAAACCCAACCGCGCUGUUCACAUCGCCGGCACCGCGCUGAAGAUCAACCUGUACAUCAUAGGCCUACUUGCUUUGUCAGGCGUAGCCUAUUCCCCCAAACAGCGACACCUGCCCGUCCCGAGGCUUCAUUCCUAUCUUAGACUGACACCGCAGGCUCGAGGCAGCACGGCAACGGACCACUUGCAGCGCAGAACAGCGCGAGAGCUCAAAGGCUUCUUAACUUGCGACCAAUCACCAUCUCACUAGCUUUCACCUGCUCGUGAUCAGCUGGUGCAGUAGCUUCCUGUGUGUCGGUCAGGACGGAGCAGAACGGAGUACUGUAACAGUAGGACUCAUAGCAGAUAACCAUGCAGCCACAGUCGCGGACGCUAAGAAUUGAAUAUGGAAAAACAACAAGUGUAACAUAUGUUAUUGGGACGGAAGUCACCGUGAACAUAAACAGGAGCGCUCCUCCCAGCUCCAGGUUCUUCUCGGUGAAAUGCAGCCCCCAGGUGCAGAUCAGGAUCAGCCCCGCCCCCUCAGACGCUGGCCCCGCCCCCCUCAGGAGCAGCUCUGUGUUGCUGUUCAGCAUGGACUCCCCCAGCGUGGCUGUGAACGACAGCAAGCUGUCGGUCAUGUACUAUGGGAAGAACAGCGAGGUCCUGGCCAAAGCUGUUCUGCACCUGACUUCAGUUGAGAUCUAUCUGGAUGUGGAUGCUGAUAGGGAUGGCGAGGUGGAGAGGAACAACCCCAACAAGGGAUCCUGGACUUGGGGCCCGGACGGCCAGGGAGCCAUCCUAUUGGUCAACUGUGACUCUGAACGCACCUAUGGGAAGAGAGUGGACAGCGAGCAAAAGGAUGUCACCAGAGUGUCAGAUCUGAAGGACAUGUCUCCGAUGUUGCUGCGGAUCCGAGGCCCCCCCAGCCUGCCAGAAGGCUACAAGCUGGCCCUGCACAUCUCCCAGAAGGAUGGCAGCAGCCUGCGUGUCUUCAGGACCAGGUCCACCGAGGACGUCCACCGCGGCCUGAUUAACCUGUUUUACAGUUCCUUUGUGAAGGACUACCCUCUAGUUGUGGGCAAGGAGAUUCUCUCUCAGGAGGUUCCUUACCGCGGGGGGAACUCAGAGAGCAAGUUCUAUGUGGAGGGCCUCCGGUUUCCCGACAGUGACUUUGAUGGCCUCGUCCAGAUCAACCUCAGUCUGUUAGAACCCAGCUCCAAGGGCUGUCCUGAGACACCCAUCUUCACAGACCGAGUUGUGUUCAGGGUGGCUCCCUGGAUCAUGACACCCAACACCCUCACACCUGUCGAGGUGUUCGUCUGCAGCACCUCUGACAAUGCCCAGUUUGUGAAGGCAGUGAGGAGGCUGGUCCAAGACUAUGGCUGCAAGCUGAAGAUCUGUAGUGAGUUCAAAAACAGAGGAGACCGCUGGAUGCAGGAUGAGAUGGAGUUUGGCUACAUAGACUCUCCUCACCAGCGCUUCCCUGUGGUGCUGGACUCCCCUCGGGACAGAGGCCUGCAGGACUUCCCCUUUGACGAACUGCUGGGCCCAGACUUCGGCUAUGUGUCGCGGCUGGCUAACUCUGAGGAGGUGACCAGCCUGGACUCGUUUGGGAACCUGGAGGUGAGCCCCCCUGUGACAGUGAAUGGGAAGGAAUACCCCCUGGGGAGGAUCAUCAUUGGAGUGGCCUUCCCUACGACGACCCAGGGUCGCAACAUGACAAGGGUGGUUCAGGACUUCCUGUGGGCUCAGAAGGUCCAGGAACCCAUUGCGCUGUACUCUGAUUGGCUCACGGUGGGUCAUGUGGACGAGUUCAUGACCUUUGUUCCCGCUCCUGACAGGAAGGGUUUCCGCCUGCUCUUGGCCAGUCCUGAAGCAGGCUAUAAGGUGUUCAGACGCCUGCAGAUCCACGGACACGGACAGGCCAACAUGUUCGACGGUCUGGGAGAAAAACAGGAAAUCAAAGUGGAUGAUAUUCUGGCAGAUGAGAAACUGCAAGCAGACAAUAACUUUGUCCAGGGCUGCAUUGACUGGAACCGAGAUGUUCUGAAGAGAGAGCUGGGUCUGGAAGAUGAUGACAUCAUCGACCUGCCCAUCCUGUUCAGGGUGGACGAGGAGGACUGCCGUGCAGCAGCCUUCUACCCAGACAUGGUGAACAUGCUGGUGCUGGGGAGGACCCUGGGGGUCCCCAAGCCCUUCGGGCCCCGGGUGGAAGGCCGCUGCGCGCUGGAGGCGGAGAUGAUCCGUCUGAUGGAGCCGCUGGGGCUGAGCUGCACCUUCAUAGACGACUUCUCCAGCUACCACCAGCUGCUGGGAGAGGUGCACUGCGGCUCCAACGUGCGCAGGGAGGCCUUCACCUUCAGGUGGUGGCACCUGCAGGUGUAGGAGGGGGGGCCUGGGGGAGGGGGGGCCUGGGGGAGGGGAGGGAUGAGCCCUGACACAAAUAGAGGAGGAGGAAGGUGAGCUGUUAGAAUGGGUAGAGGAAUAAUGAUAAGAAUCGUAGUUAAAAUGUUAAAGUCAAUAAUCACACUUGAGUUUCAUCUGGACUAACUUAAGUCUUUAUUUUUCUUGGCUUCAUUUACAAAAGGGUGUAAAGCAAUAUUUACAAACAAGACAUCCGAACGAGUACUUAAGCAGGGAUUUAAACGAGAAGGGAAAUACAAUAAUCCAAAUGAAGCACGUUGCAAGAUGGUUGUAUGCCUGGGUUCCUCUCUAGAGAACAGGGACGAGCAGCACACAGCAGCCAGCAGGUCAUGGUCAGCAGGGACCACUAGAGGGCGCAAGCACACAGUGCCACUCUUACCAGAGACCAGUGAGAAAGUUUUGAGAAAAUGCUCCAAGCGAUGAGUUUUGAAUGCCUGCGAUGCAUGUCAGUACAGAUCAUGACGUCGCCAGUGUUGGAGAUUCAAACGCUUCAAUUUAAUCAUGUUGAAACAUAAAACACUUCAUAUGUUUUCUUCUAAAUCUGAUUUAAUCUAGUUUUGGGAUCAAGCAGUGCUGUAUCUGACGGUGUGUAAUGUAGCGCUGGUGUACUAAUGCCACAGCAGACAAAUCUAUUCACAAUCCAGUCCUGUCUACUCCAGCUUAUAGUUUGGAAAUAAAAAUGCUGAGGACACAU
This is a messenger RNA of Osmerus eperlanus (European smelt), 3270 nucleotides long. RefSeq names its product peptidyl arginine deiminase, type II (gene padi2). Gene Ontology annotation, molecular function: protein-arginine deiminase activity; calcium ion binding. The record is from RefSeq and is a predicted model, not a curated record. The transcript has 17 exons. The coding region runs from base 522 to 2537 and encodes 671 amino acids. Lineage: Eukaryota; Metazoa; Chordata; Actinopteri; Osmeriformes; Osmeridae. Gene Ontology annotation, cellular component: nucleus; cytoplasm.